Messenger RNA from Periophthalmus magnuspinnatus, 2406 nucleotides. Its product is annotated as trithorax group protein osa-like. The coding region runs from base 421 to 2358 and encodes 645 amino acids. Lineage: Eukaryota; Metazoa; Chordata; Actinopteri; Gobiiformes; Gobiidae. The transcript has 4 exons. The record is from RefSeq and is a predicted model, not a curated record.
CCAGACUAGACCAGAACUAGGCCAGAACGAGGCCAGAACUAGACCAGAACUAGGCCAGAACCAGGCCAGAACUAGACCAGAACUAGGCCAGAACUAGGCCAGAACUAGACCAGAACUAGGCCAGAACUAGACCAGAACUAGGCCAGAACUAGGCCAGAACUAGACCAGAACUAGGCCAGAACUAGGCCAGAACUAGACCAGAACUAGGCCAGAACUAGGCUAGAACUAGGCCAGAACUAGGCCAGAACUAGACCAGGACUAGACCAGAACUAGACCAGAACUAGACCAGAACUAGACCAGAACUAGAUCAGAACUAGGCCAGAACUAGGCCAGAACUAAGCCGGAACUAGACCAGAACUAGACUAGAACUAGGCCAGGUCUAAAUCUGGUCUGAAACAGGUCUAAACUGAGACUGGAACCAUGGAGGAAGCAGAGCGACGUGUCCCUCCGCAGAGAAAAGCAGACCCUGAUCACUUACCCAGGCCGUACUUGGACGUGUGUCUGUCCGAUGAAGGCGAGCUCUCUGAUUGGUCGGAGGAGGAUCUGUCUUUGCACUUCUCUGCGUCUGUCCUCAAGUCGUCCGAGUCUGAGUCCGAGUCUGGACCUGAACCAGAACCGGGACCAGGACCAGGACUGGACCCAGGACCAGAGCCACGACCAGAGCCAGGACAGGUGCUGGACCAGGCUCAGCCAGACCAAACCGGACCACAGUCCCAGGUCCAGAGUCUAAACCCAUAUCUGGAUUUACCUGAGAAGAAGCCCCGCCCACAACAGGAACAGCCACGCCCAUACCAGUUUCAACGGCAACACAGCCUACCUGAGGCUGGGGGCGGAGCUUACAAGGGCCUGAUCGCAGGUCUUCAGACUCAGAGUGUGGAGGCGCAGGUCCAGAGGAGGUUGCAGAAGUCCUUCUCAUUGGACGAGAGCAGAACCAAGAUGGCGUCGUGUCUAAUCAAGAAUGUUCUGUCCAAAAGGAUGCAGCAUCAAGCCCCCCUCCAAUCCAAACCCCCCAGAGGUCACACGAUCAAACUGGCCGCUUCUCUCAGCCAAUCGCAGUGCAGAGCAGAGACCAGUCAGCCAAUCACAGGACAGAGGUGCAGUAGUCAGCCAAUCACAGCACGGACUCACCCCGACCAAUCAGAGCCGAGGUCCAAAGAAUCCCCACGCCGCUCACCCUCUGCCCAGGAUCAGAGCUCCUUUGUGGGCCACCGUCAAUCUGCAGUCAGACCUUCAAGAGAGCUUCAGGCCCCGCGCCCCUCUGCCCAAGAACAUGCCUCCUCCCUGGGCCACAGUCUGCCCCAUGAAGACCCUCCCUCGUUUCCCUCCAGAGAGCUCCAGGCCCCAUGUCCCUCUGCCCAACAACAGACCUCCUCUGUGGGCCGCCGUCAGUCUGCAGUCAGGCCUUCCAGGGAACUCCAGAGAAAGGCCCCGCAUGCAUCUUCUCUAACCCAGCCAGAGUCCUCCUUUGUGGGCAGCACUCAGCCCACGGUGGACCCUCUCCGGUUCUCCAGAGAGCCCCGUGAUGUGGUACACACAGCCCAGGAGGAGACUUCUUCUGUGGGAUACACUCGGCCACUCCCCCACAGGUUCUCCUCCUCGAGGAAGCUCCAGACCAGAGGGUCUCGCUUCUCUCCCUCCGCCCAGGUACAGGCCUCAUCUCUGGGACAAAGUCAGGCCGAGCAGGGCCCUCCCAGGUUUCCCUCCAGAGAGGCUCAUCACACCUUAAGCUCUGCCCAGGAACAGUCCUCGUCUUUGGGACACCAUCUGCAGACAAAGCCUCCUCCCUGGGUGUCCUCCAGCGACUCCUCUCCCUCCACAGGCUCUUCCCAGGAACAGAGACCAUCGCUGGGUCAAAGAAAGCUGGCAGUGGCCCCUCCCUGGUUCUCUUCCAGAGAUGCUCCUCGACCCUCAGCCCAGGAUCAGGGCUCGUCUGUCGGUCGCGUUCGUCCACUCGCUCCCUGGUCCUCUUCUUCCGGUGAGCUCCAGCCCCGGGCCCCUCUCCCCUCUGGCUGUGCCCAAGAUGAGUGCUCGUCUGUGGGCUGCGUGCGGCCGGCUCUCCCCUGGCUGACCUCGGCUCCUGGAGGUCAGGAGUUUAAAGCGUUGCAGAGGAAGGCACUGCUUGACCCGGAGACGGGACAGUUCGUCCAGGUGUUUGUACCUGUGCCAGGCCCCACCCCCCUGCUCCACAGCCCGGCUCCCGUGUUCUCUAGCCCCGCCCCCUCUGUGCUGGGAUAUGCCCCGCUCCUGUCCGUCACUCCAAACCCCACCCUCCUGGUCCAAGUCCCACCCACGGUCUUCAGCCAGACCUGCUUCAUGCUGCCCCCAAUGCAGCCCUGGGUCUUCUACAGGCCCACAUGAGGACUAGACCAGGACUAGAUCUGGACUAGACCAGGACUAGAUCUGGAC